Colletotrichum higginsianum IMI 349063 is the source of this 237-nucleotide messenger RNA. RefSeq lists its product as uncharacterized. Lineage: Eukaryota; Fungi; Ascomycota; Sordariomycetes; Glomerellales; Glomerellaceae. The transcript has a single exon. The record is from RefSeq and is a predicted model, not a curated record. Bases 1 to 237 code for a protein of 78 amino acids.
AUGACUCUCGACCGACUCGGUACCCUUUUCUGUUUCUUCUCCCUUUCCAAUUACGUGGACGGCACGUCGGAUUGGCUCGCUCUGCGCCGGGAACACUUCCCAGCAGACGGGUCAGUCGACCCGGUUAGCAGCUCGGAACCCGUCGUUGCCGCUUCAGACCCAAGCCAGGCCGCCUGGGUGUCGUUUGCGCACAGCCCGACUUGCUACUCUCGCUUCGUUCAACAGAAGGUCGGAUGA